AUGUUUAGAACUCGUUCCCUUUUCCGAAAGCUGACCCCACUCGGUGACAGAGUGCUCGUUAAGAGAGCUCCCAAGGAGGUUCAAACCACUAGUGGUAUAUAUCUUCCAAGAGACUCAACAAAGGACCCUAAUGAAGGUGAAGUUGUUGCAGUCGGUCCUGGAGAACGAGAUAUCACAGGAAAUCUGCACAAAACAAGUUUGAAAGCUGGCGAUAAGGUCUUACUUCCAGAAUACGGCGGAACAAAAAUUACACGAAGUCAACAGGUCCAUCAACUUGACCAAUCGUGUCUUGAUAAAUCUGUGAGUGAAAUUACAAUCUAG
Messenger RNA from Cylindrotheca closterium, 321 nucleotides. The record is from the annotation of a GenBank genome assembly. Lineage: Eukaryota; Bacillariophyta; Bacillariophyceae; Bacillariales; Bacillariaceae.